AUGAAGCCAUGUAUAACCCUGGAGCUUGAUGCCUCACUGCUCGGACAUCUGUCAGAGACAAGUAAGGAAAACUUCCAGAACUUAUGGAGAUCUGCAUAUGAGCGUUACCAUGGGGGCGAGGAGGACAAGAUGACACACAGACAGACACAGUUUACGGAAGCAGUGAGACAAUACCUCCAACAAAUUCAUCCCCAGGCUUAUAACAGUCUCAACAAACACAAAAACCACCAAGUGGAUCCACCUUCAGACCGACUUACUGUGCCCUCAACUUUUCUCCAGAAUACUGUUCCAAUCUUAACCAUAGUUGAAACAGAUGUGUAUUUUCACCUUAUACAGCCGUACUUUGCACAAUCUCUUCAUGAUGUGGUGACUUUUAGUCCUUCAAUAUUUGAAUCAUCUUUCAGCAAGCCUCUCUUUGUGUUGUACCAGAUACUUCAGUCCAUGAGAAUGUUCCACAAGCACGGUUUGUCAGCAGGUGAUCUAAACAUGAGGAAUAUUUUGAUUGAUCACAAGCUGUGGGUGUAUCUUGCUAACGUACCGGUGGGACAUAUAUGUCCGAGUGCUGGGUCUAGUGGCUCUCAAGACUCGGACACCCUUAAUACCCUGGAAAGUCAGCCGGCUACAUUAGCUGGCCAGACUGGAGACCAGGUUAUGACAGGUCCUUUACUUCAGAGACUUCGCAGUGAAAGUGACACUAUGGUAGAGGAUGCACGAAAAUAUUUACAGUCUAGUCAAAAUUUGAAAUUUGAAAUUAAAUAUCUUCCUGAUUUCGUAGAACAGUGGGUUAAUAGGAAGAUAAGUAAUUUCAGAUACUUAAUGGUGCUAAACACACUAGCAGGAAGAAGAGCGGGUGAUCCCAAUCAUCACCCGGUCUUGCCAUGGGUCAUGGACUUUUCUGGCCCUGAUUAUGGCUUCCGUGAUUUGAAAAAAUCCAAAUAUAGACUAAACAAGGGAGAUAAUCAACUUGAUUUGACGUAUGAAGCAUUCUCAGGUCUCUCGGAUGAUUCUCACAUUCCUCAUCAUGUUUCUGAUGUUUUAUCCGACAUAACAUACUAUGUAUAUAAAGCAAGACGCACACCAAAGUCCAUUCUGUGCACACAUGUAAGAUCCCGGUGGGUUCCAAAUGAGUAUCCCAGUAGUAUGCAAAGGAUGCAAGAGUCGACUCCGGAUGAAUGUAUCCCAGAAUUCUUCACUGAUCCUACCAUUUUUACAUCUAUGCACGAGGACUUGCCUGACCUUGAGUUACCUCCCUGGAGCAAGACUGCGGAAGACUUCAUCAGUAAACAUAUGGAGGUUCUAGAAAGUGAGCAGGUCUCCAGCUGCCUCCAUCACUGGGUUGAUCUCACCUUUGGCUUCAAGCUGACAGGAUUGGCUGCCGUGAAGUCGAAGAAUGUGAACCUACAGUUGGUGGAUGAGCAUAAACAUGUGACAAACAGGGGUGUUGUACAGUUGUUCAAUGUGCCCCACCCUCACAGGACCCCAGUCUCCCAAAGGACCGAGCACAAGCCUCCAAGGCUGCUGAAGAAUAUGCUGCCGUCUCAGAUGCUGGGUGAUCUGGUGGAGGAUACAAGCUCAGGUGACAAGAGGUCGUCUGGAACAAGUCAGACAGUCAAUGCCCAGCGUCCUGAACUAGCCACCAUCCGUCUUCCCAAGUCUUAUGACCCAGUAUCUGAGCUGGAUCAGCUAGAGUCUCUGUAUAGCUUCUCCAGUAGUACCAUGAGGGAGCUGCCACACUCCACUUGUGUAAAGACUGCUCCUUCCCCUGUGAAUGGCUCCUCAAGUGUUCUGACACGUGACAUGCAAGCCUUUGGCUGUCUAGUGUGUGAGAUAUUCCUGGCAUCCUCUCUCCACAUGCAGCCGACAAAGACCUCCCUAACUCACCGAUACAAUGUCCUCAAGUCAACGUUUAGAGAAGGACAUGACAGCUUUCCCAGGCCUUUACUUAAAGCGGUGGAAUUACUUUUGCAAUUCAAGGACUAUACCUCAGGAAACAAUAAAAGGGAAGUAACUCAGUCUGGGUUUUGUUACCCAGUAGUGAAUAAGUUAGGGUUACCUCCCCCUACACCAGUACAGCUCCUUCACCCAGUUUUAAACGUGCUUCCCUUCCCAAAAUACUUCCCUGACCUUUAUACCUGUCUGUGUCGGCUCAAGGUCAAAGACAGUGACAUUCAGCAGGUCAGGUGGUCCUACAGUUACCCACCUUAUGAAAAGCAGAAAGUUAUUAAAGUCAUUGCCAGAGAAAAAGUGAAAAUUCUGCAAAACUUUCUUGAAACAUUUCAAGGACAUCUUAGUCAAGAGGGCUUGGAAUUAAUACUACCAUAUGUAGAAGAUCUGUUCAGAGAUGACAUAACGGCAAUACCUGCAGCAUGGUCGCUCUUCAAUUUGAUUGGACAAGAGAUUGGACCAAAGGAAACAAGUACCAGAUUCCUUCAGCAUCUAGUGAAACUAUUCAGUGGUGAGAAUCCCUCCCCUAAACUGAUGAAAAUCUACCACAAAACAUUCCUCAUACAGAUGCUGCUGAGGCUGGGACUACAGACAUUUCUGUCUAACUUUGCCACUCUGCUAGUAGAGGCUGUGGCGGGCUAUAAGAAUUAUGUGUUUGAGGAACUGUAUAGUGAUCAGCAAGAGAGUGAUGCACUUGACGACCUGGUGAAGCGUGAGGAUGAUGAGGGUCUGACACUUCCUCCUCUAGAGGAGGAGGAGGACCGGGAUGAGGACUUAGAGAUGGGAAGUCAGUUCUCUGAAUUCCCAACAGAAUCAACACAAGAUGAUGUAGAUGACAUAGACGAUGAAAUAGCAGAUACUAUAUCCCUUAGUGAGGACAAUCAGGAUGAGGCUGAUGAUGAAGAUGAGAGAUCUGAGGAUUCGCUUAAUAUUAGUGUUGAUGAUGAGUCUGAUUUCCGGAGUGAUUGUGAGGCUUAUGGAGCAGAGAGUGCAGAGCGGGCGUCCAUUCACAGCAUUUCCCAUCUGAUUGACAAAUCACAUGACCCACAAGGAGUAGUUGAGAGCGAUGGAGGUUCACUGACAGAGAGGAAUAUUUCAACACGAGACUGGGGAACUCCACCAUUACAGAAUCACAAUGACAAUGAUGACAUAGCAGAAGAUACAGAAAAUAAGAAUAAUGGAUCUGAAGUGAAGUCCAGUAUGGUGCGUAGUGAGACGGAUGAGUUUGCUCACAGUAUGUCAGAAAGGACUGCAGAGGAAGUGGUUAACAUCAGCGACGUGUCGGCAGAAAGCAUCAAGUGGUUGUCGCAGAGACUUGGACCUGUCCUUACAGCCAAGUUCCUGUCUCGUAAUCUCCUACGAAUGUUGGCCCUGUGUUACUUUGGAGAGGAACAGCUUAUCGUACUAGUGGAGGCAGACAAAAAGUUCCCGAAGUCCUCCCGCCUGGUGUGUGGAGAUCGGAAUGCCCACAAGGUGUUGGAAUGUCUGUCCUGUAUUGCUCAGAUGUAUGGAGAACAAGUGAUCUUACUACAAUAUAUCCCCUGUAUAGUGGACAUG
Pecten maximus is the source of this 3501-nucleotide messenger RNA. RefSeq names its product WD repeat-containing protein 81-like. Gene Ontology annotation, biological process: aggrephagy. Gene Ontology annotation, molecular function: phosphatidylinositol 3-kinase regulator activity. NCBI's taxonomy places the organism in Eukaryota, Metazoa, Mollusca, Bivalvia, Pectinida, Pectinidae. Gene Ontology annotation, cellular component: mitochondrion. The record is from RefSeq and is a predicted model, not a curated record.